CGAAAUUAUUUGUUUCGUGACUGUCGACGGUGUUAAAAAACCUUGAUCAGUCGCAAUGGCCCAAACUUUCUUCUUUUUAGUUCGGUAUUGAUAAUUUCCAUAUAAAGGCAUAGGUCUCAAUAAAAGUGACUUGUAGUAUGAUCAAAGAACCAAAUAAAUUCUCGUAUAAAAAAGCAGGAAAAUUCGCGAAAUAUUUUUUGUAUUUUGAAAUUGCUGUUAUAGGUAUUUCGUACGCACUGUGGCACCGCAUUAAUACAUCACAAGAUUUUCGUUAUUACUUAUACAAUAAUUAUCCUAAAGUACUAGAAGGAUAUUAUCAUAUAGGAGAAAAAAUUUCUAAAUCAAGAUACAUCAGGGAACAAGACUUGUUGACUUGGAUUAGAAACCGACACAGCUGAAUGAUUUUUUCUUUGCUUUAUGGCUUUUAUAAAAUCAAUUGUACUCCUGAUUGGCGGGACUGGUGUAGCUUAUGCUUUAAUGAAAGUUGUCACUCCAAAUGAAGCAGAUAUUAUAAAGGAUUUUCCAAAGCCUACAAUAGAUAAUUAUCGACCAUUUUUGAAAAAAUCUGAACAAUUCUUGAAAAAUAAAGAAGCCGAAGCUUUGAAAGCUCAGCAAGCAAAAGAAUUGUCGUCAGAAAAAUAACAUUUAAUAACAAAAAUGGAGUCUUCUGAAGUUAUUGGAGGAAACCUACCGGAGCGAAUUACAAAAAGACAUCGUGAGCGAAAAAAUGUGAUUGAAAAGAAACGUGAAGAAAAGCAACAGUUAACUGUAGAUUCAGAGCAAUUAAGUUAUUUUCAAGAUGCAUUUUAUGCAUCUUGUAAUAAAGUCAAAGAAAUGCUCGAUUCAGCAGUAUCAACUCAAUCUUCAUCGUUACCUGGACUUUUUGAUAAAGUCAAUAAAGAAAUACUGACACUUUGGAAUUAUUUAUCACAAUCUAAAAUAUUUUUAACAAUGUACGAUGUAAGAAAAGCUCAAGAAACUCUUCAACAUUUAGAAACAGAGGCAGCAGAGUUAGAAUUGAAACUAAUACCGAAGAAGAAGUUUGGUUUUAAAAACCGAAGAGCUGUGAAAAAACCAUCAGAAAAGAGUUUAGAUGUCACUGAUGGUUUAAAGGAUAUGAACUUAUCGGAUGGUAUAACAAACGGAGCAAUUAAACAGCAGAAAGAGUUAAUGAGUAAGUACCCAGACAAUGCAAGUACUUUAAUAGGGAAAAUCGAUGAGCAAGUUACUUUAGAUGCUGAAAAUGUCAACAAAAAUGAUGUUUUAUUGUCCGAUUUAACCCGAUGUACUGUAAGGAUAUAUGGAGCACCAAGUACCUUACAUAUGGUUAAUCUCAAACAAUGUACCAUCUUGAUUGGCCCAGUUUCAGCGUCAGUAUUCGCUCAUAACUGUGAACAGUGUACAUUCGCAUUCGCUUGUCAGCAGUUUCGUCUGCAUUCGUCGACAGAUUGCACAAUUUACCUCCACGUGACGAGUAGAGCAAUAAUAGAGGAUUGUAGUAAGAUAAAAGUCGCUCCUUACAACUGGGUUUAUGAAGAUCAGGCUAGCCAUUUUAAUCUAGCUGGUCUUGAUACUAAAACAAAUAACUGGGAUUCCGUUGAUGACUUCAAUUGGCUUUCUUAUGAGAAACAUUCGCCCAACUGGACAAUUCUAAAGCCAGAACUCAGGGUUAAAAGUUGGGAUUGAUUUUACACCUCGACCUGAUAAUUGGGAUUGACUUGAGUGAUUUGGAGAACGAGUAUCUACUAGAUAGUCAUCUCCACUCUUCGUCUAAGAUAGUUUAUAGUAAUUAAUUUACUCAUGUCAAGUGUUUUGCUCGUGUAUUUCGCUUUUCCAUUAUAAUAAAUGCAUGUAAUCUUUAAAUAA
Molecule: messenger RNA, 1866 nt
Organism: Chelonus insularis
Lineage: Eukaryota; Metazoa; Arthropoda; Insecta; Hymenoptera; Braconidae
Gene: TBCC
Product: Tubulin-binding cofactor C
Exons: 3
Coding region: 658-1686 (342 amino acids)
Biological process (GO): post-chaperonin tubulin folding pathway; tubulin complex assembly
Cellular component (GO): cytoplasm
Molecular function (GO): tubulin binding
Source: RefSeq, a predicted model, not a curated record